AUGCGGGUUGGGUCGACGGGCCGAGGUCGGUCGCCAGCGCCGCCGCCGCUGCGCCGGCCAACAAGCAAGACCCGCACGGAGCUGGCGCCAGGGACCAAGGCCCUUGCCAGCGCGGCGCAGGUCCAGGCGAUGCUCAGCGAAGUCGUUCGCAUCGGCCUCCAUCGCGCCGAGGACAUUGCGACGUUGGGCGAUCGCGCCGCAGUCGCCACGCGCACGACCAUACUGCAAUGCAAAUACCGCGAGGAGUGGCGCUGCAACCGCGAAGAUAGCUUGCUCGACCAACUGCGUACUUCGCCGCAGCUACUGGCUGGCGCGCGCGAAGAAGACGAGUGCAGCCUCGUCGCGUACUUUCGGCGCAUCUUGCACGGCAUGGUCCAGACAAUAGCGGGCCAAGCCGCUGCUACGGACGACAACAAGACACCGUCCAAGGCGCAGCAACUCCAGCGAGCCAUCCAGCUCGACCGUAUCAUUGGGCGCAUCGAAGCCCACGAGCCGAGUGAAAUUUGUCGCGAGAUGGUGGCACUCUCUCGCAAGCAGCUUGCCGACCUUCUCGUCGAAAUGCCAGAGAAAAGAGAGGAGAACGCUGCUUCAGAGGCCCAAGCGGCCCUGCCACUGAGUUCGAUGGUCACCAACGUCGUGCGUACCCAAGCAACGUACCUGCCAUCGAGCCAGCCAAGUAGCUCGUUUGAGCGGCUUGUUCACGCCCAACGCUACGCCAAGGACGUUCGUACCAACGAGACGCUUGCCAAAGCCCACCGCCGGAUCGUGGCCAUUCGACGAAUUCAGCGCUGCGCCGACUACGUUCGCUUUGGCGACGACACGUGGCGUGGCUACGUCACUGGGACCGACUGCGGCGACGGCACACGCCGGCUGCGCACGGACCUACUGCAGCUGACAACGCCGAGCGCCCACGCUGCUGCAUGCGUGAUCCAAUGUCAUCUGCGCCGCGUACUGGCACGGCGGCGCGUUUGGUACCUCAAGUGCAUGGCCGCGCACCGUGCGACGCGGCACGAGCGUCGAUUGUGGGCGGUGCGGCAGCAGCGUCACCAGGUGUGUUCGUGCUGUCUUCGCACCUGUCGAGGUGUACCCUCUUUGGCGCCAGGCCACGGCGCCGCUCGUCAAUGAGAUGCUCGAGUGGCACUGCAUGGUCUCAGUCGAAGUGGCCGUGACGACGCAGUCUAUGACAAACGAAAGCGCCGACUUUGAGCGACAAUGGAACCACUAUGCGACGACGCUGACAAAAGCGUGCUUGAAAGCCAAGCUCAGCGACGAGUGGGUACCACAAAUGGACGUGCGCAAUGGUGCGUGCUACUACUUCAACCUCAAGACCGCUACGACUCAAUCGAGCCAUCCGAAUAUCCUUUUUCAUUCGAUACGAUUGGAUAGUACGAUCCGAUUAUUGGCUCCUAGUUUGCCUUGACAAAUAUUGUACAUUUGCAAUUGGCCGACCGCCUUCUUGCCAAGCAGCGCCGGCGAGCCCACGACUUGUACAAGGCGCGCAUGACCACGUUAGCAUCGCACCUCGAGAGCCUCCGGGCUCUGCAAGCAGCCCACACCGCCGACCUCGACACCCGCUUUCGCCAAAUGCAAGUGCCACAUUGUCGCCCCGUGUAAAGAUGUCGAGAACAAAAUCAUAAAUACGAGGUUGGGUUUAGACCACUG
Saprolegnia diclina VS20 is the source of this 1662-nucleotide messenger RNA. RefSeq lists its product as hypothetical. The record is from RefSeq and is a predicted model, not a curated record. Lineage: Eukaryota; Oomycota; Saprolegniomycetes; Saprolegniales; Saprolegniaceae. The transcript has 14 exons. Bases 1 to 1125 code for a protein of 374 amino acids.